Nymphaea colorata (pocket water lily) is the source of this 1739-nucleotide messenger RNA. Its product is annotated as urease accessory protein F. NCBI's taxonomy places the organism in Eukaryota, Viridiplantae, Streptophyta, Magnoliopsida, Nymphaeales, Nymphaeaceae. The coding region runs from base 641 to 1360 and encodes 239 amino acids. The transcript is spliced from 3 exons. The record is from RefSeq and is a predicted model, not a curated record. Gene Ontology annotation, molecular function: nickel cation binding.
UCGACGAGGUUCUGGGGACUAAAUUACGAUAAUGGAUCCGCGUUGUCAAUGUCCCACUUUACCCCAGAUAUUCUGGAUAAGCGAGCAAGCGCCCAUUCAAGAAGACUUCCAGGAAAGUAUCGGGGAUUCCUCCCUCUCGCUGACCUCCCGCUUCCUCCGUCCUAUUAUUCCUACGUCCUCCGGUCAAAGUUUAACAUCCAAUUUCAUCCUGAAAUGGGAAGAGAUUGAGAGAAAUCUGAUCUUCAACCUUUCAUUCUUAAAGCCCGCAGUCCUCCGUCGUCGAUCGAUCAGUCUCUCCCUCUUAUUUAGCGAAGUGGAGCUCAGGACACCGUCGGAGAGACGGUGGGGUUCAAGAGUGAAAAGGGGAUCGUCCGGCCAAAGGAUGGCUCAGAAUCUGCAAAAAAGUUCUUAGUCCGUCCGGUGGUUUUCAGUCGAGCGAUCUCCCUCUCGAACGGUAUGUAGCGAGAUCAUAUUCUGUACUCUGCUGGUAAAAUUCGGGUUGUUAUUGCUGGUUGAAAUGUUCUGGACCUAUUUGAUCAACAAAGAGCGAAUUAGUACUGAAUGGUUCUAGUUUUCUUCACUAGUUACUUGAAGCCUUUUCAUUGGUUACGGUAAGUUUCUCUUGCCUGUGGAAUGCUCGAUGGAAGUAGAUGAAAAAACUGAAAAGUCUCCAUCUGGGGAUCAACUUAUGCAAUGGAAUCAAUGGCAACUAUUGGAUUCCAUUCUUCCAACUGGUGGAUUUGCUCAUUCUUACGGUCUUGAGGCUGCUGUGCAAGCAGGUAUGGUUCUUGGGCCGGAAGAUCUCAAAACAUACAUAAUCCAAAUAUUAGAGAAUACAGGUAGCCUGCUGCUCCCUUUUGUGAAUAAAGCAAACAGGUUUCCUGAUCUGGAGACAUCGUCCCUGCUUGACAGAACAUUGGAAGCAACUUUAACUAAUGAAGUAAGCAGAAAAGCAUCCGUUACUCAAGGAUCAGCUCUCUUGAGGGUGGCUGCUUCCGUGUUUACUGAGUUGCCGAUUCUUAAGAAAAUGAGGGAACUGCUACUAAGUUCAGGAAUCGUCUAUGUUCACCAUGCACCAAUUUUCGGGUUGGUAACUGGUCUCCUUGGCUUCGAUUCAGCAACAAGUCAGCGUGCUUACAUGUUCAUGACGAUGCGGGACAUAAUUUCUGCAGCAACAAGACUGAAUUUGGUUGGGCCAUUAGGAGCAGCAGUGCUGCAGCACCAAGUAGCUCAAGUGGCAGAAGGAAUUGUGAGGAAGUGGCUUAAUCGGCCGGUUGAAGAGGCAUGCCAAAUAGCUCCCCUGGUUGAUACUGUACAGGGUUGUCAUGGGUAUUUGUUUUCUCGGAUGUUUUGUUCCUGAAGUGAUUUGAAAGAGAAGCCACAUAAAUUCAUUCUAUCAAUGUUCCCAACUGUAGAUUGGGAAACUACAUCAGUGCAUUACAAUUAAGGUAAAGUGAGGUACCCAGGCUACUGGACUUGCAACUAGUUUUGUUGGCCACCUUUAACACCAACCAGCGUCCUUUCAGAGGACGGACAGCCAAAUAAUGCAGAUGUCCGCGUUAUUGUGGAGUGUCCUGUUCCAUUUAGCACAAACAUGGGCCACUCGAGGCUGCAUUUGUUACUGUUAUUGGCAUCCCAGGAAACAAACAUGCUAUAAGUUGCAAAUGGGUUAGCUUGAAGACAGUUAUUUUUUCUCUUAUAUCCUGCUUUUAAAUAGACUUGUAAGAUGUGUUUGAAGA